AUGUUUCCGAUUAAUCAAGAAAAAACAAAGCAAAUUACGUUGGAUAAAAAUAAUCCAAUAAAAGAGAAGUUAAAGAUGAAUGCUUGGGAUAAAAUUGCAACUUGGGCUUAUUCGGUUGGUUUACCCUUCAAUGUCGUGCGUGACGAAAGUAUGCCAGCUCCAUCUUAUCAUAAUAUUCACGUCACACUGAUGAAAAAACGUUUAGAAGAUACUCAAAAGUUUGUGGAUUCGUUCCGGCCACAUUGGGAGGAAUAUCGGUUAUUUUUGAAAUCAAUUGAUGCAUCAGAGCAUGUGAAGAAUGCUCAAUUGAUUGUGGAGAUGAUAAAUGAGGUGAUAAAAGAUGUUGGAGAGGAGAACAUGUUCAUUACAGACAACGGGUCAAACUUUAAAGUUGCCGGAAAGAUUUUAGAAGAACAACAUCCAAAGUUGUUUUGGACUCCGUGUGCAGCACAUUGUGUGAAUCUCAUGAUAGGAGAUAUUGGUGAGAAAAUACCAAAGAUAAAGACUGCUCUGACUGAUGCGAGAGCAAUAGUUGUUUACAUUUACAACCACAGGAGGAUUCUUAAUCUGAUGAGGAAGUUGACAAAGAACAAGGAGUUGCACAGGUCUUGUGUAACUAGGUUUGCAACACAGUUUUAUACUAUUCAGAGUAUCCACGAGAAUCGACAUCAUAUUCAAGUAUUGUUUGUUUCUGAAGAAUGGAGGAAAAGUGACUUUGCAAAGCAGGCAGUUGGAAAGAAAGUCGAGCAAAUAGUGGCAAGAAAGGAAUUUUGGGAUAACAUACACUUAGCUUGUCAAGUCCUAGCUCCUUUGGUAGAUGUUGUCAGGUUGGUUCAUACAGAAGAUAAGCCAUGUAUGGGUUACAUCGAUGAUGCAAUGGAUAUAGCAAAGGAGCAAAUCAAGAAAAAUCUCACUGGGACACCUAAUGAAAGAAUGAUCACUACAGUUUGGGCUAUGAUUCAAACAAGAUGGACUGACCAACUUCAUCAUCCAUUACAUGCGGCUGGAUGUUACCUGAACCCUGCCAUUUUUCAUGGGGAAAAUUCAAGGGAGAUACGAAAGAACAGAGACAUUGCGACAGGACUUUAUGUUGCAAUUGAUCCUGCUAUAAGGGCUAGAACAAAAGUUGCACCAUAUAUAUGGUGGCGUACUUAUGGGAUCGACACACCUUUGCUCCAAACAUUUGCUAUCACAGUCCUUAGUCAAACAUGUAGUGCUUCACCUUGUGAAGCUACAUUCAAUGAAAAGAAAUUGUCUUUUACAACAAAAAAUGAUCUUGUAUUCAUCCAAUACAACACAAGGUUACAAAGACGCUUCAACUCGUUAAAAGCCAACAGAUCUUUGGAUCCUAUUUUAUUGAGAGAUGUAGAUGAAAAUGAUGAUUGGGUUAUACCAACAGAAGUUAAGCUUCAAGAGUUUGUUGAUGGUAGAGAUGGUCUUCUUUGGUCAGCUAUGCGAGAGCCAAUGGGAGGAACCGAAGAAGUUAGGGUAACUGCUAGGAGCAAAAGAGAUAGCUAUAGAGAUGAUAACGAUGAUGAUGAUGAUAUUCGAGUUGAAGUGGAAGAUCUUGAUGAACAAUUGGAUGCCUUAGGUGAUGUGGGCUCGGAGGAAGAUUUCAUGUCUUACGAUUAG
This is a messenger RNA of Lactuca sativa (garden lettuce), 1632 nucleotides long. The record is from RefSeq and is a predicted model, not a curated record. NCBI's taxonomy places the organism in Eukaryota, Viridiplantae, Streptophyta, Magnoliopsida, Asterales, Asteraceae.